Messenger RNA from Linderina pennispora, 1293 nucleotides. RefSeq lists its product as uncharacterized. Gene Ontology annotation, molecular function: acyltransferase activity, transferring groups other than amino-acyl groups. NCBI's taxonomy places the organism in Eukaryota, Fungi, Kickxellomycota, Kickxellomycetes, Kickxellales, Kickxellaceae. The record is from RefSeq and is a predicted model, not a curated record. The coding region runs from base 140 to 1282 and encodes 380 amino acids. The transcript has 6 exons.
AAAAACAUUUCAACUUUUCGUUAUCCAGUCUUACAGCUCUUACUCCCUUUACCUAUGGACCACUUCGUAAACAGCAUCAUAUCGCAAAAGUAUAUCUGCAGACGACUUCGAUAUGCUAAUCUCGUAUAUAACAGUGCCAAUGCUCUUCUUCUACGCCAAUGACGCUAGCGAUGAGGACUUCAUGCCAGGCGACAAGCUCGAGGAGGGGUUCUAUCGGACCCUUUCCCUCUGUCCCUGGUUUGCUGGUGAUCUUCAAGCAGACACGAGGCGGACUAACCUAAAUAUGCCUGCAUACCGUGAGUCGCAGUCUUUGGUGCACUUCAGCAAGAUACAGUCUGUUGGGUUCAACCCUACGACAUGGCCCAGUGACCUGGUUCCUGUCGAGCAGGCCCCAUACCUUGACAGCGCUACUAGGAAGGUCAAACUGUUGCGUGUUCACGUCGUGCGACUAAAAGACAACAGCGGGAUGGCUAUUUCGAUUAGCUUCAACCAUGGUAUUGCUGAUGGUACCACUAUUAUGACACUCCUCAACCGCUGGGCGGAUGAGACACGUGCACUAAUAGCUGGCGUACCUGUGGCGGAAGCAACCUUCUGCUUUGGUGCCGAUAUCAUCAGCAAGCAUUUACCGAGCGAGCGCGCACCCCUCAACGAAACAACCAGCAAGGUGCUUUCAGCAAAAUCCCGCGUGGCAGAUUUCAUAAUGCUGGCGAGCUAUUUGACCAGUCCUGCUUCACCGCGCGGGCAUCUAUUCCGGAUUUCGCGUGCCAAGAUUGAUGGGCUUCGCAGUCAAGUACUCGAGCACUUGCCACACGGGACACGGGUCCACGAACAGGCUGUGACAAUGACAAGUCGGGGUUGGGUGGCAAAACUAGCCGAUUGGAUUAAUGGAGCUGCAGGCGAACACUGGACUUUGGUCGUUGUUGACUAUCGCCGACAUCUUGGUAUGGCAGAGUUGAACUACAUGGGCAAUCCGAUAUUCGGCGAAUUUGUUCUCACCCCACUGCACCAGGCACAUCAGCCUAUUACUGCUAAGACUAUUGCUGUGACACAUGCGAUUAAUUCCCUUGCCAUUGCAAUGAACUACAAGGUUGUGACAACAACGACAAAUAUUGCUUCUACCAAGAUGUACGCUGCGGACUUUGGCCAAUGGCGUGUAUUUAUUAUUCUCCCUUCGCCACCCCCGAGCAAAGAUAUUCUUGUCAAUAUCUGUGACACGCCUUCGGUAAUGGACGGCGUCUUGAAGAACGAGUUCUGGCGCGACUUUGCUGAACUAGUCUAUUAAUAUAUGAGCAC